CCCAUUUCUCUCCACUCUUUUUAACGACGCCUCAACCUCGCGUUCCCCUUCUGCAGAUUCUCUUGACUACGCCUUCUCCUGAUUAUCUUUGUCUCUCUUCGAUCACAUCGAUCUCUGCUCAGAAACCAACCCCAAUUCACGUAUUUACACCAUGACCCUUGGCUCGGGAGGAUCCAGUGUCGUAGUCCCUCGAAAUUUCAGGUUGCUAGAGGAACUUGAACGUGGAGAGAAGGGAAUUGGAGAUGGUACCGUAAGUUAUGGGAUGGACGACGGAGAUGACAUUUACAUGCGGUCCUGGACUGGCACCAUCAUUGGUCCACACAAUUCGGUACAUGAAGGACGUAUAUAUCAGUUGAAGCUAUUCUGUGACAAAGAUUAUCCAGAGAAGCCUCCCAGUGUUCGUUUCCAUUCUCGGAUUAACAUGACUUGCGUAAACCAUGAAACUGGCGUGGUGGAACCAAAAAAGUUUGGGCUUCUAGCAAAUUGGCAGCGGGAAUACACGAUGGAAGACAUACUGACGCAGCUGAAGAAAGAGAUGGCAGCUCCACACAACCGUAAGCUGGUCCAGCCUCCUGAAGGAACCUAUUUCUAGUGUAAAGAUAUGAAGGUCUUAUCGACCAUAUGCUGAUUUUAUAGUUCAUAUCAUUUUAGUAAUUUGGUGUUAAGAUGUAAAGGGGAAUGACUCAGAAAGCUUUCUCCUCUCAACUCCCUCGGAUUCAUGAUAUAUUUUCCUGUUGUACUCCUUUGUACUAUGCUGUUGCGAUGUUUGAUUGAUGGGAUUUCAUCUGUGUGACAAUCAUUAAAAACAUAUCAAGUCAUCACAAUAGUAUUUCUGUUCGUGGAUUCUCA
Molecule: messenger RNA, 849 nt
Organism: Sesamum indicum (sesame)
Lineage: Eukaryota; Viridiplantae; Streptophyta; Magnoliopsida; Lamiales; Pedaliaceae
Product: ubiquitin-conjugating enzyme E2 variant 1D
Source: RefSeq, a predicted model, not a curated record